AGCUUGUUAAAAAAAAGAAGAAAGCUAGAUACGAAUCAUACGAUACGAAGCAAACCCUAAUGGAUACUUUUGAAAUCGCAUUCUAGGGCUUAUGGUGUUUGUAUAGAUUGAAUUGCUGCAAAGGGCAACCGCACUACGGAGGGCUUCAACUCUGAGCUAUCAAUUUUGCUGCGGACUGAUUUCAAUUUGUAAGUUGCGUCGUCGAUUGAGUUUACGCGUUUUAGUGGCGGUUCUUCUUUUCAAAAAAAUGAUUUCAAUUCUGCGCAGAAAUAUUACCUGCUUGUUCACGAAUUAUGCUUCGACCCACAGUAUAUAUCGCGCUGUUUAUCUCCGCCUUUUCUCUACUUCGAAUGAAGAAGAGUACGCUAGUUCUGCUGCAAUUUUUGAUUUAUUGCGGCACAAGCACCAACUUUCGGCCGAAGUGGCCACUAAAGCUGCCUCUGUUUUGAAUCGAGUGAAAGAUCUGGAUCAGUGCGAUUCGAUACUGUCAUUUCUGACAAAGAGUGGAUUUUCAAAUGCUCAAGUGGAGAAAAUUGUCGAGUCCAGGGCUGUGUUGCUCUUUGCUAGCCUUGAGGAUUCAGUUAAACCCAAAAUUAGGGUUUUCCAGGGCAUGGGGUUUUGUUCUGAGGAUAUUGCCAGGAUAAUCUCAACCAAUCCUAAGCUUUUGCAUUCAAAUUUGAAUAGUAGAGUAGUUCCUUUGUUAUCGAUGGUAAAGAGCUUAGUAACAGACGAAGAUGCUAUUGCCAAGUUUGGGAGGAGAUCUGGGUGGUCAUUAACCUGUGACUUGAAAAGGUCUAUACUUCCCAAUAUUGAGAUCUUGAAGAGCUGCGGUGUACCUAUGGAACGCAUCAUUAAACUCAUGUAUACAUAUCCAAGAUGUAUGAUGUUGAAGCCAGAAAGGUUUAGGAUGUCUGUCGAAAGGGCUGAGGAAAUGGGGGCUAAUAGAAACUCCAAAAUGUUCAUUUAUGCUCUUCGAGUGGUAUCUCAAAUGUCUGCAAAGACUUUGGAGCUCAAAUUGCAGGGUUUACGGGAUUGUGGAUUUACAGAAAGUGAAAUAACAGCAAUAUUUCAGAAGGCACCAUCUGUGUUUUGUUUAUCCGUGGAUGGGGUGAAGAGAACCAAAGAUUUUGUUCUUUCUAAUGGAAAGUAUGAUACGAGAUGCAUUGUUAAUAGCCCGACAAUACUGACGGGCAACCUAGAGAAAAGGUUUAAACCACGGUUUCAGAUUUUAGAAAAAUUGGAAGCUAAGAAACUGAUUAAAAGGUGGCCCUCUUUGUCUACACUCCACCAGCUUCCGGAUGAAAAGUUUUACGAGACUUUUGUUGGCCCUUAUCUAAGUGAACUCAACAAUGGAAAGAGUUCCAUUGACGUCAACAAAGACAAUGAAGUUAAAGCAAUUGGAUAGAGAAAUCGAUUUUACUUUCAAGUGAUUUGGGGCUAUUUUGAUGGCUUGCACCUGUUGAAGCUAGAAGGUCAGUUUUCAGUGUUUACUUUAUUUAGUGUUAUUUGUAUAUGUUAAUUCCUUUAAACAUGAUUUUAGUUUCAUAUAAAUUCUGAUGUCCCUUGAAUACUAUUCUUUUUUACCAAUCUUUCUUUAGGAUAAUCUGUCAUGUGACUGCAAUAAAUUUUGUGAUUAUCGUUUUGUUUCA
Andrographis paniculata is the source of this 1649-nucleotide messenger RNA. RefSeq lists its product as uncharacterized. Gene Ontology annotation, biological process: regulation of DNA-templated transcription; chloroplast organization. The record is from RefSeq and is a predicted model, not a curated record. The transcript has a single exon. Gene Ontology annotation, molecular function: double-stranded DNA binding. Lineage: Eukaryota; Viridiplantae; Streptophyta; Magnoliopsida; Lamiales; Acanthaceae. Bases 248 to 1405 code for a protein of 385 amino acids. Gene Ontology annotation, cellular component: chloroplast.